Mesocestoides corti is the source of this 1341-nucleotide messenger RNA. Lineage: Eukaryota; Metazoa; Platyhelminthes; Cestoda; Cyclophyllidea; Mesocestoididae. The record is from the annotation of a GenBank genome assembly.
AUGGGUGUUAAGACUCAAGCUGCCUGGAAGGUCUUCUCUUCAAACGUAUUUGACUACGAAACGCAAAAGGUGGUGCAGAUAAAUUCUUUAAAAAUUGGUAUCACCUAUCGCCUGAUUCAACUUGGAAUUGUGCUCUAUGUUGCAGUUUGGGUGAUGUACUACGAAAAGGGCUACCAAGCUUUCGACGAGGCAGUAAGUGGUGUGACAGCUAAACUUAAAGGUGUCGCCUACACGAACCUCACGGACACGAAUAUCGGUGCAACGGUCUGGGAUGCCGCCGACUACGUGAUACCGCCCCAACAACGCUCUGCCUUUUUUGUGAUGACAAAUCUUGUCAUGACUCCGGGGCAGACACUGCGGACUUGUGAGGAGUCACAUGAUAUCGCUGGUAAUGACUGCACAUCAGACAAAGACUGUAACUCUGGCAAUAUUGUUAUGCUGGGUAGCGGUGUCCAAACCGGGCGGUGUGUCGCCUCAACCCGAAAGGCCAACUUAAGCGUCUGUGAAAUUUACGGCUGGUGCCCCACUGAAUAUGAUGUGCUUCCGAAAGACUUUAUUCUAGCAAAUGCGCCGAAUUUCACUGUAAUGCUUAAAAAUAGCAUCGAAUUUCCACGAUACCACAUCAAACGUCGAAAUAUUUUGGGCUGGAUGGACAAGAAAUUUCUUUCCAACUGUCGAUACAAUCCAAACAGUGAAAAGAUGAAGUAUUGUCCUAUUUUUCGACUUGGCGACAUUAUGGAGUACACCGAAGCGGAACACAAGCAUAUAUGGAACAAAGGAGGGAUGGUUUCGAUUCACAUUGAAUGGAACUGUGAUCUAGACUAUAACGAAGAACAGUGUCUUCCAAAAUACAUAUUUCGCCGAUUGGACGAUUUUGACAGCCCAGUUGGGAAGGGGUGGAAUUUUCGAUUCAGCCAUCACUACAUGGAAGGAAAUGUACACAAGCGGAACCUUGUUAAGGCAUACGGAAUACAGUUUUUUAUUACAGUAUAUGGUAAAGGAGGAAAGUUUCACAUGUUAACUUUUUCAAUGAAUCUCGGCUCAGGACUAGCGCUGCUUGGUAUAGCGACGGUGCUGUGUGACACGAUUGUUUUGAAUAUAACACGGAAACGAGAGGUUUACAGAAAUGCAAGAGUCGAUCUUGUGGCCCAGAAACAGAAGAAUUUGAAGAGAGAUCAACUUAAUCCUCUUAGAAUAAUCCCAAAGUGCAGAAAUUCUUUAGGACGUGAGAUUGGGUCCUCUUUGAUUGCCGACUCUAAUAAAUCUUUUCAAUGUUUAAUAAAGGACAAAGUUCAACACUGUGGUGAAAGCAAUGCAAUUACAUAUUCUACUGCAGUUUGA